UUCCCUGUACAGGCGGUGUAAUCGUGGCUCGCUGCCACUUUAACCCGGUACACCAAAAGAGGUUUCUAAGAUGGCGAAGAAAACGUUGGUGGAUAAAACGCCUCAAAAUGAAGAUGCUGUCAAAAAUAACGAUGAUAUUUUGAAUGACGAUGAAGAACCAAACUUCAGUGAUCCAGAAGGUUUUGUUGAUGAUAUUACCGACGAAGAAUUACUUGGUGACAUUUUAAAACAAAAACCUUCGGAGACGGAUGGUGUUGAAUCUGUAGUCGUAAUUGACGGCGUACCUCAAGUGGAACCAGAAAGAUUAGAAAAAUUGCAAUCAUUCAUCAGUAAGGUCCUUGGGAAGUUUGGCACAAUAGUUAAUCAAUACUAUCCCAAAAAUGAAAAUGGAUAUACCAAAGGGUAUAUCUUUUUGGAAUACAGUAGUCCAAUGAAUGCGUUAGCAGCAGCAAAGUCUGCAAAUAAUCAUAAAAUUGAUAAGCAGCAUACUUUAAAAGUAAAUCUAUUUACUGACUUCAAAAAGUAUGAAGAGAUUCCUACUGAUUGGGAACCACCGAAACCUCAACCAUUCAAAGCAGCUAGCGAUUUGCAUUAUUAUUUAUUAGAACCAGAUGCUUAUGAUCAGUUUUGUGUAUUAUAUGGAAAUGGUCCUGCUGUAUCUGUACAAAUUUGGCAAAACUCUGCUCCUGAACCUACAUUGUUAGAAGAUCGACCUCGUUGGACAGAGACAUAUGUCAAAUGGUCACCUUUAGGUACAUACUUGGCAACCUUUCAUAAAUUAGGUGUUGCAUUGUGGGGUGGUCCUCAAUUUGUCCAACAAGUGAAGUUCAGUCAAAGAGGCGUUGAAUGUAUUGAUUUCUCACCUUGUGAACGUUAUCUUGUAACAUAUACACCACGAACUGAUCUAGGUUCAGAUCAAAAACGCUUGGCUGUAUGGGAUAUUCUAUCUGGUCAAGAGAAACGUUCUUUCUAUCCAGAAGGAUCUUCAGUAUGGCCUAUAUUCCGUUGGUCCCAUGAUGACCAGUAUUUAGCUUGGAUGGGUAUAGAUGUUUUAAGUGUUUAUGAAACACCAUCAUUCAGACUACUGGAUAAGAAAAGUAUUAAAAUCCCUGGUAUUCGAGACUUCAGUUGGUCUCCUACAGAUAAUGUUCUUGCUUACUGGGUGCCAGAAGAUAAAGAUGUUCCUGCAAGAGUCACCCUGCUGGAGAUUCCAAAUCGCAACGAGAUACGAAACAAGAAUUUGUUCAAUGUUGCCGAUUGUAAGAUAUAUUGGCAGAAAUCUGGAGAUUACUUAUGUGUAAAAGUAGAUCGUUUCGCUAAACGUAAAGAAAAAACAGAACAAAAAUAUACAGGAAUGUCAUAUAACUUUGAAAUAUUUCAUAUGAGAGAGAAACAGAUCCCUGUUGACAGUGUAGAAAUAAAAGAACCAAUCCAUGCUUUUGCAUGGGAACCAAUUGGCAACAAAUUUGCUAUAAUUCAUGGAGAAAUUCCAAGUGUAAACGUAAGCUUCUAUGAAGUUAGAUGUGGUCAUCAACCUGCUCUUCUCAAGAAAUUGGAAAAGAAGGCAUGUAAUCAUUUAUUCUGGUCACCAUCUGGUCAAUUUGUUGUAUUGGCUGGUCUAACAACAAUGGCUGGUGCUCUUGAAUUUAUUGAUACUAAUGAUUUUACCAUUAUGAACUCAACUGAUCAUUAUCAAACUUCAGACGUCGAAUGGGAUCCAACUGGAAGAUAUGUUGUAACAGCUGUUUCUAGCUGGAAAACUACUGUCGAUAAUGGUUAUUGGAUAUGGACAUUCCAAGGUCGUAUUUUGAAAAGAGUUAACUUAAAUGCAUUCAAUCAGUUAUUGUGGCGUCCUAGACCACCGACUCUCCUGACCGCUGAACAAAUUAAAGAAAUUAAAAAGAAUUUGAAGAAGUAUUCGGCUCAAUUUGAAAGCAAAGAUCGUAUGAGAUUAACACGUGCUUCCAAAGAACUUAUUGAGAAACGCUGUGCAGCAAUGAAAGCCUUUGAAGAAUAUCGCACCAAGAGAAUAGAAGAGUAUAAUAAUCAAAAGAAACGUCGCCUUGAAUUACGUAACAAUAUCGAUACAGAUGAAUUAGAUUCUGAUUCUAAGAACGUAGAAGAAGAAGUUGUAGAAUUUUUCGUAAAGGAAGAAACGUUUGUUAUUGAUGAUAAAUAAAUAAUAAAAGCAUCAAAUUUUUCUUCUGCUUGCUGGUCUUGGAAAUCUCUGAAGCAAAGUCAGUUGAAUCAACUAAUUGUGCAAAGUGUCACCGUGGUUACUAUAAUAGAGUCAUAUUGAUUGUGACUCUAUAAAUAGUUAAAAAUGACUGUCCUAUACGGUUAUGGACAAUUCCUAUCAUAUUCUUUCUGUAUUGUAAUUGGAAUGAAUUCUGUAAUUUCAAUAAUCCGCAUAAAACGUCGGAACCAUAGUAACAUAAAAUAUUACCACAUCCCAUACAGAAUAGCAUGUAGACAAGGAAAUAAUUAUUCUACCAAUUUGUAUA
Vespula vulgaris is the source of this 2504-nucleotide messenger RNA. RefSeq names its product eukaryotic translation initiation factor 3 subunit B (gene eIF3b). Gene Ontology annotation, biological process: translational initiation. NCBI's taxonomy places the organism in Eukaryota, Metazoa, Arthropoda, Insecta, Hymenoptera, Vespidae. The transcript has 11 exons. Gene Ontology annotation, molecular function: translation initiation factor activity; translation initiation factor binding; RNA binding. The record is from RefSeq and is a predicted model, not a curated record. Bases 71 to 2179 code for a protein of 702 amino acids. Gene Ontology annotation, cellular component: eukaryotic translation initiation factor 3 complex.